Molecule: messenger RNA, 2154 nt
Organism: Myripristis murdjan (pinecone soldierfish)
Lineage: Eukaryota; Metazoa; Chordata; Actinopteri; Holocentriformes; Holocentridae
Gene: saxo6
Product: Mdm1 nuclear protein
Exons: 17
Coding region: 113-1918 (601 amino acids)
Biological process (GO): negative regulation of centriole replication
Molecular function (GO): microtubule binding
Source: RefSeq, a predicted model, not a curated record
UGCUGUCAGUUUGGGGAAGGUGCUCCGACCGCGCCUGCGCAGGACGCGGCGCUGCCAUGGCAACAGGAGAAGCUUGAGAAGAAGGAGAGCAGCUGCUGUUCACCUGCCCGCCAUGACAGUCCGCUUCAAGUGUGUGAGUGAGUACCAGAAAAGCUACAGGCUUCCUCGCUCCAGAAGUGUGUCUCCUCAGCGCAGCGUCCCAUUGGCCGGCCGCACAGGUGCGAGGAGAGCAGGGUCACAGUGGCCGAGUGCUUCAGGUUAUCAAGAAGAGGCAGCGCCUCCUGCUGGCCCUCGCAGCCACUCAGCCCAGCAGGAGGUGUCUUCCCUGGACCCAGAACCUCCUACACCUCCUGGAGAACCUGGAGAACCUGAAAAGCCCCGCCUCUCUCCUGACACCCAACCAGGAGCCAGGAGCCCCUUGAAGGCAGUUGAUGGACAGCAGCCGCUGGCCAAUGGGGUCCAGCAUGCCCUGCGAUUUAAGGCGGGGCUUGACUUAGGAGGUCAAAGGUCAGAGUACCACCGACAGUUCAGCUGGAAGAAACUUGCAACACCUGCCUCACCUGUGCUGACCGCACAGCAGGUGCUCUACUCCAGCAGCCGCUUUGUCCCCCCCUUUAAGAAACACCCCGUCUCCAUGGAAACAGAAUACAGGCACAGCUUCCUGGAUUUGGCCCCUCCCACAGGACACCGCCUCCGGAAACACCUGGAACAUCAGAGAGUCCCUCUGUUCCACACACACACGAGCAACAGGAAGAGGAGGGAGGAGCCAGAGGAAAGGCUCCGCCCACAACAACAAGAUCAGAGCGAGGACACGCGGUCACCACAGAAGGCCACGCCCCCUCCCCAGAGUCAGGGUGGACGCAGGGAUAAGACAGAGUAUCAGGCGAGGUUUCGCUCUCCUCUCCUCAGGAUCCAUGAAAGAGGCGGAGUCACGGAGAGCCCCGCCCAGCAGGACAGUGAGCUCAGUGAUCACAGCUGUUCCUGGAUCAGUGAGCUGCAGCAGCGGCGGCGGCAGGCUCUGAUGUACCGCAGCCGGGCGUGGGGGCUGCACUUCAGCAGAGCUCACCUGAGCCAGCUGCUGUCUGAACACAACGCUCUGUGGGAGCCCGUCGACACCACCGACCCCCCCUCCCCCCGCCUGACCUCUGACCUCUGCAGCCACGCCCUCCAUGACCCCGACGCACACAGCACUUCCUGUGUGGAGGCGCUGGACCUGGCCAGCAACUGUAGUAGUGCCAGCAAGAGGACUUCCGUAGGUGGAGCAGGCGAUGCACACACACAACACACACUCUCAGACACACACACAGAGCCCGGAGCUCCUGCUGACAGACGUCUGGCCUGGGGAGAGGAGCACCUGGACAGUGAGGAAGGCAGGUUACCCACUCCCAGGCUGAAGAUGCAACCAUUUAAAAGAACACACCACGACCGGACGACGCCCGCCACCGGUGGCGCCUUGCUGGUGGGGAGGACAGACACUGCAUCUGCACACAGAGCACAGAGGACUGGACUGGCUGUUUCCAUGACAACGGGUGCGAAGGCUGUGGACAGCCCACAGCCCAGACAGGAGGAGGCGUGUCCAGACAACAGCCCCUCCCCCAACCACAAACCACCUCCCAGCCCUCCAUCGAAACCAAUCAGGACAAAGCAAAGACCUUCAACCCCGCCCCCUCUGGCCCCGCCCCCUCCACACCGCAUACAGGGAACUAUGCGACACCCAGACUUCCAACACAAUGGUGAGUUGGGCUCGAGGUUCAGGGAGCUGCAGUGUUCAGGAGGAGGCUGUGGUUCUGAUGAAGACGGCCGGCUGUCUGUGAUGUCAUGUCAUGCCGUUCGGCUGCCUCCUGCUCGGUGGCGUCUGCCGUCUUGGAGCGCGCUGAGAAGAGACGGGCCGACUUCUGGGGGAAGAGAUGACCCCUGACCCCGUCGUCAUGGAAACGAGCUUGUUGCGUAGUGCUGAUUGGUUAGUUAGAGGAGCCUGUGCUUGUAGACGGCAGUGAUGAUGUCAUUAGAGAUGUCCAGGUGUUGCUCUCGCUCUGUUAGAGGUGUGAUGUCAUGUAGCUGCUUUACUGUAGAGGGGACGGACACGCCCACAUUUGACUGACAGGUGACGCCUGGGAAGAAACCAGCUCUCACGCUCUGGUGGUCAAACUGACG